AUGACCACCACUAUAUUAUCAGAUGUCCUAGAAACUCCCAUCCGCACCCCUAUUCCAGAAGCUGAAGUCACUGAAUACUUGAACUCCGCUCCGUUUCUUCCCAUUGCUAAUGCACUUAACCUUCGAACUGUCACUUCCCUUACUCUCCCACCUAACCUCAUAUUUCGCUCCGGCUCACUCGCCCACCUACCAGCCACUACACUAACAUCUCUCAAACAAACGUACAACAUCACCACGAUCUUCGAUCUCCGCAGCAGUCAGGAAAAGGAGAAAUCUCCAAACCCCGAAGUUGACGGGAUUGAGAAUGUUUGGAUCCCGAGUACGGUCGAUUUUGGAUCGCAAGUCCGGGGAGAGCGUGGAGCAAGUGCACAGGGUGCUGAAGAUAGUAAAUUAGAUGGCUCACACCAGCCUGCCCGACUUUCGCCGUCGGAUUUUGCCCAAAAUGAGGGUGUGGAUGGCUAUGUGAAGUUAUAUGGGCAUUUUCUGGAGACCCAUCGAGAUGCGUAUCGGGCGGUGUUUGAAAAGUUGAAAGAUAGCGAGAGCAGUGGGAUACUAUUUCACUGUAAUGCGGGUAAAGAUCGCACAGGCGUGCUCGCAGCGCUGAUACUUGCUCUUAUGCACAGUGUACCCGAAGAGAUAUCGCGAGACUACGCACUUACUCGUAUUGGCAUUGAGCCAUUUCGGGAGUAUCUUCUCAAAAGUCUCCUGCAGCAAAUGGGAAAGACUCCAGAUGACGAGACCUUUUCCGAGCCAGGGAUGGAGGCUAUAUGUGGAACGCGAGGGGACACUAUCCUAGCUCUUCUAGAGUGGAUGGAUGGAAAAUGGGGCGCAUUUAGUGCAGAACAGGACCAAAGCGAUAAGAAAGGGGCAUUUACUGGUGUAGAGGGCUAUUUAAUUGAGCGUUUGGGUUUUGACAAGGAGGAAGUUGAGAAAAUCAAAUCAAGAUUGGCUAGAAAAGCUAGCUAG
This is a messenger RNA of Venustampulla echinocandica, 966 nucleotides long. RefSeq lists its product as uncharacterized. Gene Ontology annotation, molecular function: phosphoprotein phosphatase activity. NCBI's taxonomy places the organism in Eukaryota, Fungi, Ascomycota, Leotiomycetes, Helotiales, Pleuroascaceae. The record is from RefSeq and is a predicted model, not a curated record. Gene Ontology annotation, biological process: dephosphorylation. The transcript is spliced from 2 exons. The coding region runs from base 1 to 966 and encodes 321 amino acids.